AUGCGCCUCCACUACAACCCCAGAAAGUGGCACUACGUUCCGGACGACCCGUCUUUAACGUGGGGCGCCGCCGACGACCGCGCUCGCUUGUGGCGGUCGCCGACCUACGCUCUGACGGUCGACACGAAGGCGGCCGAGACGCCGCCCGAGCCCCUGAACGGCGUCUGGGCGGCGGUGCUCGAAUUCUGCGACCUGCGGUCUACACUAGCUUUGUCGACGACGGUGCGCAGCUUACGGGCGCUCGCGGCGAACGUCGCGGCCGUCGACGCCGCGCGCCACGAGGGCUUUGCCUACUGUUCAAAGAAUUGUACCGAACACGAGGCCGAGGACUACCGCUCGGGCGACCCGGCCGAGUCCGUGGGGGCGGAAUUGGCGCGCCGGGCGGUGGCGUCGCUCGCCGGGCCACCGGACGUCGUGGUGGUGCUGGCCGCGCGGCCCUGGCGCCUGCAACUGCCCGAAUUACGGGCGGCGGUAAGGAGAAGGCUGCCGCCGACGUGCUGCGCUUUAUGUACCAUCGCGGGCGCGCUCCGCGUCGAUGGCAUCAUCGGCCACGGCGUCGCAUUGCUGGCGCUGAGGCUCCCGCGGCCGUGCGCGGACCCGGGAAGAGUCGCCGUCGCUGCCGUACUACGAAGGACGGAGCAGUAUCUGGUGAGAGGCGCGGGGCCGUCGCCCGACGCGCUCGACCUCGUCGCGCUCGUCGACGGUUUCGGCGUCGUCGGCGCGAAACCGCGGAGCGAGGGCGCGUUCUCCGGGCUGAUGCGCUGGCUCCGCGCCGGCGGGUCGGCCGAGGGGGGCGACGACGGGGUCAACGCGAUAUGCUAA
This is a messenger RNA of Pelagomonas calceolata, 822 nucleotides long. The record is from the annotation of a GenBank genome assembly. NCBI's taxonomy places the organism in Eukaryota, Pelagophyceae, Pelagomonadales, Pelagomonadaceae.